GAUAUCUCAUCAUAUGAUUAUAACAGGUUCCUCCUCCGACCCGAAACCUUCACGUCGGUUCCUCCUCCGCGAUUCGCCUUCGGUCCGCUUUAUUCGAUUUCUGUUGGCUAUUUAUUGAAUUGCAUUCCUUUCCAUCAUGGAUCGUUCAUCGAAGAAGACAAUGUCUUACAGUUAUGGCAUAAUCUACAGAGUUCUUGCUUCUAUUGCAAUAACAAUAUUGAUCAUGGUCUGUUUAUAUUAUUGUCUUGCUGGUCAAGGUGAACGCUUUUCAAUAGCAUGGCUUUUGUCAGAUUCUUCCCCUUUUAUGUGGUGUAUGGUUGGAAUUGGUCUGGCAAUAUCUCUGUCUGUUGUUGGAGCUGCUUGGGGAAUAUACACAACAGGUUCGAGUAUUCUCGGUGCCGGUGUCAAAGCUCCAAGAAUCCGUACCAAAAACCUCAUCAGCAUCAUCUUCUGUGAAGCUGUGGCUAUUUAUGGCAUCAUCAUGGCAAUUGUGAUUGGGAACCAAGCCAAUGAUUUCAACAUCAAUGAGGUCUCCACUGAUGUCUUAAGAAAUAAUUUUAUGUCAGGUUACAUGAUGUUUGGCGCUGGGUUGACAGUGGGGUUGUGCAACCUUGCCUGUGGGAUGUGUGUGGGUAUUGUUGGCUCUGGAGCUGCGUUGGCAGAUGCUCAAGAUGCCAGCCUCUUUGUCAAGAUUCUCAUUGUGGAGAUUUUUGGUAGUGCCAUCGGUUUGUUUGGUGUCAUUGUAGGAAUUUUACAGACCUCCAGAGCGAAGAUGACCACUACCUAAGUCUGUUGUUGACUUUAAACAGUUGACCAUUUGUGGUCAGAUUUUACACAGUCUUAAUGAUAGACGCUGCCAACAUCAUUAUCUUGUUAAUGUGUUUGUGUGUGUUUUUUGGUUUUUGUUCUGUUGUCAGUUCUUCCAUCAAUCAUUGCUGUUCUUAGGCUUUCCAAGUCUCUUCUUCUCUCUCCCGGUCCCCACCUUCACUUCAGCUUCGAUGAGGAUGCAGUUGUUUCCUCCUCCUCCCCCCAUUCCCUUAUUCUUCAGAUUCUUCUUAACUGCUGUCAACUCCUCCUCAAUAUCACAGGCGAGAUUCCUUCAAGGUUUUGCAGCCCAACAAAACACAAUUCAAACAUCCUUCAUCUUUUCUUGUUUCCAGUAGUCUUACGGUUGCUAUGGUGUUGGCAGUUUCAUAAACCUGGUCAGAACUUGCAGACUAAACAUGAUCAAUAAUAAUAAUAAUAGUAAUAAUAAUGUUGACAAACUGUGGAAACGAAUGUCUUGUGUGUGUGUGUGUGGAUGGGUUGGGGUAAGUAUCUCUCUAUCAUGCGCGUCUGUUUCAGUUGGUUUUCCAGACAAAUUUUCUUGGCUAAACUGCGACAUAAUUACAUUUUAAUUAGUUUAAUAUAAUUUCUCUUAAGAUGUUUAGUCUUGUACUCACACCUUCAGAACACAAUUACACACUGAAGACAUCUGCAACACAGUUGCACACACACACACACACACACAUGUAUGCAGCAUAGCCAAAUAUAUAUAUACAUAUACACAGCCUUGUAUAUACAUAGCAACACACAUGUCUCUCUCUCUAUGUACGUAUAUAUACAUACAUACAUAUAUACACACAGCAUAAUCACACACUACUAAGUAAAAUAAUUUAAGAGUGAUUCCUGUAUUUCUCCAAGUUAAUUUGGCUGCUAGAGAUUUUUUUCUUUACCUCUCCCAUUUUGUGUGUGUGUGUGUGUGUGAAAUUAUAGAUUUGUGAAAGUUUGAAAACCUGUUUAAACAUUUUCUGAAGACUUGUUACACAAAGAAAUUCCUUUCCAGUGAGUUUUUACAGUUCAAAGACCAUUUUGACAUUCCAAACUUGAUUUCAUUGGAAUCAGUUGAUGUCUUUUGUUUGUUAAAUUUUAUUUUAGUUUUUUUGAUUGUUUUGUUUUUCAUUUUGGAUAAAGCAGAAAAAUUUUGAGUGCAAAA
Molecule: messenger RNA, 1975 nt
Organism: Octopus sinensis (East Asian common octopus)
Lineage: Eukaryota; Metazoa; Mollusca; Cephalopoda; Octopoda; Octopodidae
Product: V-type proton ATPase 21 kDa proteolipid subunit
Exons: 7
Coding region: 137-787 (216 amino acids)
Biological process (GO): proton transmembrane transport
Cellular component (GO): proton-transporting V-type ATPase, V0 domain
Molecular function (GO): proton-transporting ATPase activity, rotational mechanism
Source: RefSeq, a predicted model, not a curated record